AUGGUUCUGAUCUCACCCCACGCCAUGCAAGCCACCCGGGCGUCCACCACCGUCAGUGUGUUUACGGACUGCAGCAUCCCGGCCGGGCUCCGGAUAGGACCGGUACCGGGCAUCUUCAAACUCGGGAAGUACGUGUCGGAUCGUAAGGAAGUUGGACCCAAGAAGAAGAUCCGCUUGGUUCGGGGGGAGUUCGUGGAUGAGUCGGGCUGUCCCGUACCAGACUGGAUCGGAUUCAUCCGCGCCGCCAGGAACAGUCAAGAGCAAAACCUGGAGGCUGUGUCGGACUUACCUGGUGGACAGAUUUUCUACCGAGUGCUGAGAGAAAUCCCCGCAGGAGAGGAGCUCAGUGUCUGGUACUCCAACCCUCUGGCCCAGUGGUACGACAUCCCCACCACGGCCACUCCCACGCACGACGAGAAAGGUGAGGAGCGCUACAUCUGCUGGUACUGUUGGAGAAUAUUCAAAUACCCGAACACGCUCAAGGCCCACGUCCACUUCCACUGUGCUCUGAGCAACGGGCGGGGGUUUGUGAGCAGCGAACAGGCCAGAGGCACCGAGACGUUCAGCAGGUCACCAAAGUCUGGAGACAUCCCCAACACCUCCACCUCUCCGAGGAGCGGCCACAGCAACUCCUCCAUCUCAGACUCUGGCAGGCGGGCAGUGUCCUCCUCGUCGUUUCUAAACAAAGCGGGACUGUCAAAGAAAAGCAGCUCUGAGGAGCAGGACAGGGCCCUCGACAUGAGCGUCACCUCAGCCAGAAGCCACGGACAGCUCCUCAGCCUGGGCGCCACAUCCUCUGUGCUGAGCAGCAUGGGCUUCCACCCGGGUGUGCGCUCUGCCUUCAAGCCGACCGGCGUCUCCAAAGUCCCUGCCGCGGACGCCUCCAGAGAGGACGCCAACGGGAAGCUUAGUGGUCUGGGAUUCAGCAAACUCAUUGGGAACAUGAAACCAAUCCGCAAUGUGGGCGAGACUCUAAAUGGAGGAGGGAGCCAUCCUCCAAAAUGCGCACCUGCAAUCAUGGACGCCACAUCUCCAAUGGCGCCUUGCACAAACGCUAUCCGGGGUUUCCCGUUGCUGCCUCACAUGGAGGAGACCUCGGCUUUUAAACACGUGGAGAGUCGGAUGCACUCCGGCCUGUCCCCGUCCCGUUACCCUCAGAUGCCCCCUGGACUCCAUUUUGAGAGGUUCACCCUCCCUCACUUCGACGGUGUUAAAACUUAUGGGGGAGACUGUAACAUCCCACUGAUGCCCUUCACUGUCUACAACGGGGAGCUUCUGUACAGCUCCCCUUACUAUCCGCUGAAAUUCCACUUCGGCAACCUCCUCAAGUACCCAGAGUCCAUGUCCUACUUUGGCGCGCCCGCACUGAGCCAAGACCUGGGCUCCAUCACAAACAUCGACCGGGAGAUCGCCAUGCACACGCAACAGCUGUCAGAAAUCGCCGCGGAGAAGAACCGGACGAGGCUGGACACGAUGCCCACCGGGGCUGCCAGCAACGCCGGGUCUGGCAAACCGAAAAAGGGACACCUGUGUCUGUACUGCGGCAAGCUGUACUCCAGAAAAUACGGCCUGAAAAUCCACAUGAGGACUCACACAGGUUACAAACCGCUCAAGUGCAAGGUGUGCUUCAGGCCCUUUGGAGACCCGAGCAACCUGAACAAACACAUCCGGCUCCACGCCGAGGGAAACACCCCCUACAGGUGCGACUUCUGCGGCAAGGUGCUGGUGCGGAGGCGGGACCUGGAGAGGCACGUCAAGUCCAGACACCCGGGACAGACCGUCAAGAAAUUGGACGACAAACCGGGAGGCCUGUUCGAGGACGCGGAGCAAAAGAGCGACAAUGACAGUGAUGUGGACGUGUGCUUCACUGACGACCAGAGCGACCAGGAGUCCAGCAAAAAUAAUGACUGA
Messenger RNA from Seriola dumerili (greater amberjack), 1911 nucleotides. RefSeq names its product PR/SET domain 13 (gene prdm13). Gene Ontology annotation, molecular function: protein binding. Bases 1 to 1911 code for a protein of 636 amino acids. Lineage: Eukaryota; Metazoa; Chordata; Actinopteri; Carangiformes; Carangidae. The record is from RefSeq and is a predicted model, not a curated record. Gene Ontology annotation, cellular component: nucleus. The transcript is spliced from 4 exons.